Messenger RNA from Necator americanus (New World hookworm), 1284 nucleotides. RefSeq lists its product as uncharacterized. Gene Ontology annotation, molecular function: ATP binding; protein serine/threonine kinase activity. The record is from RefSeq and is a predicted model, not a curated record. Gene Ontology annotation, biological process: intracellular signal transduction; protein phosphorylation. NCBI's taxonomy places the organism in Eukaryota, Metazoa, Nematoda, Chromadorea, Rhabditida, Ancylostomatidae. Gene Ontology annotation, cellular component: nucleus; cytoplasm. The transcript has 9 exons. Bases 1 to 1284 code for a protein of 427 amino acids.
AUGCCUGCUGCAAAAACGGGAUUCAAUCGGGUGUUGGACGACUUAGCACGUCGUCAACUACGUCUCGAUUUUGAAUUCGGUACAGCUGCCGAAAAAUAUGAGCCAGUACGUAGCAUCGGAGCCGGAGCGUUCGGUAUCGUUUGUGAAGCAGAAGAAACAACCAGCGAUGGGAACUUCACAAAGGUCGCUAUAAAGAAGAUCGGUCAUGCCUCUGCAACUCCAACGUUAGCUCGUCGUACACUAAGAGAAAUCCGUGUAUUACGUCAUGUACAACACGAUAAUAUUGUGUCAAUGAGGGAUAUAUUUCGUACACGAGGACCAUUAGGAAUCAAUGUUUAUUUGGUAAUGGAUCUCAUGGAGUACAGUCUUCAUCAAGUCAUUCAUGGAUGCGCAAAUGAAUUGGACGAUUAUUUAAUUAGAAGAUUUCUUCAUCAGCUUCUAAUGGGACUUCGAUAUCUGCACACAGCUGGAAUCGCUCAUCGUGAUCUGAAACCGUCAAACCUGUUGGUGAACAGUGAUUGUACGCUACGCAUCGCCGAUUUUGGCAUGGCAAAACUAGCGAUGAAGGAUCAUAUGGAUGAAGCCGACGAGCACUGCUUCUAUAUGACACAACAUGUGGCCACACUACCAUACAGGGCACCAGAACUGUUGUAUGUCAUGCCAGAGCACUCAACCGCCGUUGAUAUGUGGGCAGUUGGAUGUAUAUUUGCCGAAAUGAUCCUGAGAAGAGAAUUGUUCCCAGGUCGUAGCGUUAGCGGACAAAUAAAAAUUAUUCUUACAAUGUUGGGAGCACCAUCACAAAAAAUUCUGGACGAGAUUCGGUGUGAACGUACGCGACGACUCAUCGAGAAUUUCGGCGACCACGCCCAAAGACCAUGGGCAGAAAUAAUGUAUUGCAGGGAGAGAGAGGUUUCUGAAGAGGUUAUCGACUUGAUUUCAAAGUUGGUCGUCGUUGACGUAGACGAUCGUAUUGACGUUCAUGGCGCUCUCAAUCACACAUACAUCACGCAAAGUAUCAGCCCGGACGAGCUCCGCGCCCAGAAAACUUGCCCAUUCAAGGUGAAAAUGGAUAUGGCCGCCGUUGAGACGUUAACACAUCAGGAAUUGACGCAAGCGUUGAAUAGGGAUGUUCGAUCGGCGGAUUGCUCUAUUUACUCAGUACAUUCCGGAGGUUCCGAAGGAUCGAAGAACUCCACCGAAUGCUCGUCGGCUGAGUCUGAAGAAGGUAGCGGUACACGAUGCGAGUUUGGCGGUGGUCUGAGUCCGAUCAUGACCGCUCUCUGA